AUGGUGGUCCUGAUGCGGUUUGUCACAGGGCUCCUGGUCAUUGUGGCUUCCUGUCCACCACUCAGUGCAACAGACAGUUGUCAUGAGCAGAUUGCUCGACUGCGGGAACAAGAAACGCUUCUGAAGAGCCAGCUUCAGACAGAACUCCUCCUGCACAGAUUACGACUGCUGAACCAGCCUGACAAAGAACAAGCCACAGUUGACCAGGAUCCAGACACCCAGCACACAGAUUGUGCCCAGGUUUUCAGUUCUGGCUCCAAAUCCAGUGGUUUGUACAGAAUCAAACCCAACAGCAGCCCUUCUCCAUUCAGCGUCUACUGUGACAUGAGUGAAGGAGGAGGAUGGACCGUGACACGGAGGAUAAAUGGAACAGAGAGAUUUAACAGGUCGUGGGCAGAGUACAAGGCUGGUUUUGGCGAUAUGGAUGCUGAAUCAGGAGAAUUUUGGCUUGGGAAUGCCAACCUGUAUUACAUUACUACACAAGGAAAUUAUUCUCUAAGGAUUAAUCUGGAAGACUUUGAUGGGAACCAGCGUUACGCAGAGUACAAGGACUUCAGAGUGGCUGAUGAAAAGGAUCACUUCCAGCUUACGUUUGGAGCCUACGUAGGUACAGCAGGAGACGCUCUGUCGGGGGGGUUUCAGGUUGGUGUGUCAGCCUGGGCCAGUCAUCAGGGCAUGAAGUUCAGUACCUUCGACCAGGACAACGACAACUACAGAGGGAACUGUGCACUGGAAGACAAAGGCGGCUGGUGGUUCAACAAGUGUCACACAGCCCAUCUUAAUGGCCUGUACUACCCCAGAGGCCACUACAGCGCACUGACAGAUGACGGUGUUGUUUGGUACACCUGGAGAGGAUGGUGGUACUCCCUGAAGACCAGCAUCAUGAAGCUGCGGCCUGCUGAUUUUAAAAUGGAUCCUAUUGAUGACCGCAAUGCUCUUAACCUCAGACCACAUUCCUAACUCCAGAAUGAUGGACCAGACAUGAGCAAAUGUUACAUUUUCUUGGCUUGACUACUUUGGUCAGAAGUGUAGUAGAUAUCAGCUAAAACCUGUUCAUUUUUUUUUUUUUACUUUAUAUGCACAGGUACUAAUGCCACAUUUUGUAAACAAUUCUGCAUUACUUUCCUCUUCAGACUAGAAUAAAAUAUUAAUCAAAAUGAUCAUGAUCAUGUUCACAUGAUAGCAUAUACUUUCCAUGCUGUCAUAAGAACAGGAAUAAACUGAACAAUCCUUAAAUGUUGCAUUUGGCUAAGAAGUAUUA
Molecule: messenger RNA, 1261 nt
Organism: Thalassophryne amazonica
Lineage: Eukaryota; Metazoa; Chordata; Actinopteri; Batrachoidiformes; Batrachoididae
Product: fibrinogen-like protein 1
Biological process (GO): regulation of immune response; negative regulation of T cell activation
Source: RefSeq, a predicted model, not a curated record